CUGCGCUUCCUCUUGACCGAGCUGGUUCACUUGAGCUUUGACUUCUCAAUGUCAAUGGAAACCAGGAGCAUCGGAUGCUGAACUUACCCCCUGCGAGAGCUGUUUCUCCCUUCGAUGGCAGCUGCGGGGUACCGGUUGAACUAAGCAGCAUCUCCAAUUGAGUGAGCAACGAUGGAUGGCCGGAAAAAAAAGAGAAAGGUCCUCUUGAUGGGCAAGAGUGGCUCAGGGAAAUCAUCUAUGCGGUCGAUCAUAUUUAGCAAUUAUGUUGCCAAAGACGUACGGCGGUUAGGUGCGACGAUUGAUGUUGAGCAUAGCCAUGUCAAGUUCAUGGGGAACCUGACUUUGAAUCUCUGGGAUUGUGGAGGACAAGAUGCUUUCAUGGAGACCUACCUCGCCUCGCAACGAGGGAACAUCUUCUCCGACGUUGCAGUCCUAAUAUACGUCUUCGACAUUGAAUCGCGUGAGGUCGAACGCGAUCUCGACACAUACAUGGCUAUUAUUGCCGCAUUAAGAGAAUACAGCCCCCACGCCUACGUUUUCUGCCUUGUCCACAAGCUCGACCUCAUUCAAGCCGAGCACCGCCAACGCAUCUAUGAGGAGCGCUCCGCGCUCAUCCGCAGCCGCACAGAACACUUCACGAUCGACACCUUCGGGAGCAGCAUCUGGGACCAGUCCUUGUACAAGGCCUGGGCGGGCAUAGUCCACAAACUCAUUCCGAAUCUUAGCGUUAUUGAACGAUUCCUGCACGCUUUUGCCAAGCGUAUUGAUGCUGAGGAAGUCAUCCUCUUUGAGCGCUCUACUUUCCUAACAGUGACAUCUGUCUCCUCUGAAAUCGGCGAUUUAAAUCCGAUCUAUGACCGACAUGAACGAUUAUCAAAUAUCAUGAAGGCGUUCAAGCACUGCGCUGCUCGGAAUACACACACGACUCCGGCUUCGGCAGGCUUCGUUGUCAUGCAUACCAAAACACCUCAGUUUAAUGUCUUCCUCGGCCGCUUCACUGACAAUACGUACAUCUUUAUCGUUGUGCCACCAGGCGAGGCAGCAUACAAUUGUGCCGUGCUGAACACCAUGCUCGCAAGAGAGGGCUUUUCUAAAGCCGCAGGUGCUGUCCACGGUGAUGGCUUCCCGCUUCCUGCACCCGACUCCCCAGAUGAGUCAAAUAGCAACUAA
Molecule: messenger RNA, 1170 nt
Organism: Aspergillus nidulans FGSC A4
Lineage: Eukaryota; Fungi; Ascomycota; Eurotiomycetes; Eurotiales; Aspergillaceae
Product: Rag GTPase GTR1
Exons: 2
Coding region: 172-1170 (332 amino acids)
Biological process (GO): negative regulation of TORC1 signaling; positive regulation of TORC1 signaling
Cellular component (GO): Gtr1-Gtr2 GTPase complex; fungal-type vacuole membrane
Molecular function (GO): GTPase activity; GTP binding
Source: RefSeq, a predicted model, not a curated record